AUGCCUCUUGAAAGCAGUGGCCAAGAUGGUGGGAUAUCACGAGAUGAAUUUCUACUAAUUCAGCAACAACUCCUCGAUCUUCGUCAGAAAAAUUACGAGCUCCAAGAAGAACUGAGACGAAAAAAUAAUGAUUUAGUGCAAACACAACAAAAUUCACAUCGUAAUGAAGCAUUGCAGUUCGCGAGCAAGCUUAUUCAUCGAGCUUCGACUUCAAAAAAGGAUGAAUCUGAGAUUGACAAUUUGCGAAGAAAAUUAGCAACUCAAGAGGAAGAAUUUAAACUUCAACAGUCCACGCUUUUUGAAGAAAUGAACAGAUUGUCAUCGGAAAAUGAGGAAUUAAGAAAUAGGCUUGAGUCUUUGACAGAGUCGCCCGAUAAGUUUAUAUCGGAAAACGAUGAGUUAAAAGAAAAACUCGUAAAAACUGAAGAAAAACUGAUACAAGUUGAAGCUGAACUAAAAACAAUGAGAGAGAGAGCAGAAGCAAGCGAGAAAUUAACAACUGGGCUUGAGGAUAUGAUGCUUGAUUAUCAAAAAAAAUCAGAAGAGGCACAAACUCUUCUUGAAUCAGCUAUCAAACAAGCUUCUACUUCAGAAGAAGAAUUGCGAAAAACAAAAGCUAAAUUAGACGAGAAGCAAGAUGUGUUAAUAGCGAAAGUUGCGAAUGAGUCAAAAGAAGGAGAAACAAACAAAAUUGAGCUCGAACGUCAGAUUCUUCUUCUCGAGACCAGAUAUCAAUUAGAGAUUGAUGAUCUCAAAAAGGAAUUUGAAAGCGAAAAGGAGAAACUCGUGCAGUCUGUCAAUUUAUUGGAAGAGAAGAUUAAAAGCCACGAAGUCGAGAAGAAAUUGGCGCUGAAAAAACAAGCGGCAGUCAUGAAGGAGCUUCAGAAAUCACUGAAAGAAGAGAAAAAACGAGCGGAUUCGUAUGAGAAAAAGAAUGAGGAAAAAUCUGGAUGGCACGUUGUACAGGAAUCCGAUGGAAAUAGCAGUCAUACGUUCGAUGGAAAUGAAAGUAUUAGCUCUCUAUCUGCAGUAGAAUCGGAAAAUGUCGAGUUGAUUAAUCGAUUGGCUACACUUCAACGAAUUCAUUCAGAAAAUGCUGAUCGCAUACUUCAACUCGAAUCAGAAAACAGUCGACUUCGAAGAGAAAAUCUCGAAAAAGGCGAACUAAUUGAACAUUGGAUCAAAGAAAAACCAAUAGCGAACAGUACUCAGACAAGUUCUCCGAGGCCCACAGAUACGACCGGAUUCCGUCGAUUAUUGAACACGUUGGGACCGGAUCAAGCUUCUCAGGACUUGAAAGAGAUGAACAAAAAACUACAACGGCUGCUAGAAGAAACUUUGUCGAAGAACAUCAUUCUUCAAAGAGAUAUUCAAACUUUGCUAGAAAGAACCGAAUCUUGA
Caenorhabditis bovis is the source of this 1401-nucleotide messenger RNA. The record is from the annotation of a GenBank genome assembly. Lineage: Eukaryota; Metazoa; Nematoda; Chromadorea; Rhabditida; Rhabditidae.